AGAAAAACAAUCUAUAAUUAUUACAAAAACAAUAUGUUAUGAAAAGAUUGUCAUUUGUGACUGUAAAAAACAAAAAUUUGCAUACUUUUCAAGUUUCCACUCAUAAAAUCAAAAUCUUUAUUCUUUUUGCCGGCUUUCAAACGCCAAAGAUGAAAUCAAAGUCCAUUUGUCACUAUUUAACCAAUGCCAAUUUUAUAUAUUUUGUAUUUCUAUCAGUUAAAAGAAAAAAAGUUUACAAAUUGACCCUUUUUUCAUGCUUAGAAACUGCUAAUCUGAUACUGAUAUGGGCAAGUUUAGGACUGAUUUGAAAUGGAUUUUGAUCUGUUUUUUUGUUGUUUCUUGUGGUUUUGAUUUGUUUGUGACAGUUGAUGGUAGUUAUGUGAAGUAUAAUACUGGCAGUGGAGUUGUACCUGGAAAAAUUAAUGUUCAUUUGGUAGCUCAUUCUCAUGAUGAUGUUGGUUGGUUAAAAACUGUUGAUCAGUACUAUGUUGGAUCAAAUAACAGUAUUCAGGGUGCUUGUGUUGAGAAUGUGCUGGAUUCAGUUGUGGUAUCACUACUUAGAGAUCCGAAUAGGAAGUUUAUUUUUGUUGAAAUGGCUUUUUUCCAAAGAUGGUGGCUAGAACAAAGUGAGGGAAUACAAGAUCAAGUGAGGAAACUUGUAGAUGCUGGCCAAUUGGAAUUCGCAAAUGGAGGCUGGUGUAUGCAUGAUGAAGCAACUACUCAUUAUAUAGAUAUGAUUGACCAAACAACUCUCGGUCAUCAAGCGAUAAAGGCGCAAUUUAACAAGACUCCUCGUGCUGGUUGGCAAAUUGAUCCGUUUGGGCACUCUGCUGUGCAAGCUUACCUGCUUGGAGCUGAGCUUGGUUUCGAUUCUGUUCAUUUUGCAAGGAUUGAUUACCAAGACAGAGCAAAGCGCAAAGCAGAUAAAUCUCUCGAAGUUAUAUGGCAUGGUUCCAAAACUUUUGGUUCUUCCUCUCAGAUUUUUGCCAAUACAUUUCCUGUUCAUUAUAGUCCUCCGCCGGGCUUCCAUUUUGAAAUGUCUGAAGACUUUGUACCCGUUCAGGAUAAUCCUCUUUUGUUCGACUACAAUGUUGAGCAGCGGGUUAAUGAUUUCGUAAAUGCUGCUAUGACCCAAGCAAAUGUGACGAGGACAAACCACAUUAUGUGGACUAUGGGUGAUGAUUUUCAGUAUCAAUAUGCCGAGUCUUGGUUCAAGCAAAUGGACAAAUUGAUCCAUUAUGUUAACAAGGACGGUCGAGUAAAUGCCUUGUAUUCUACACCUUCUAUCUACACUGACAUCAAGAAUGCAGCAAGUGUAUCUUGGCCACUAAAAACCGAUGAUUAUUUUCCGUAUGCAGAUAGCUCGCAUGCCUACUGGACUGGAUUUUUUACUAGUCGCCCAGGCUUAAAGCGAUAUGUUCGAGAACUAAGUGGAUAUUAUUUGGCUGCAAGGCAACUUGAGUAUUUUGUUGGAAGAAAAUCUGCCGGUCCAAACACUUAUCGUCUUGGAGAUGCUUUAGGAACAGCACAGCAUCAUGAUGCUGUUACUGGAACUGCCAAACAACAUACUACAAAUGACUAUGCAAAGCGCCUAUCUAUUGGAGCAUCUAAGGCUGUAGAUACUGCAAAUGCUGCUCUGUCAUGCUUAGUUAACAAUAAAACAAGAGAUCAAUGUGCAGCACCUGUAUUGGAUUUUAGCCAGUGCCAAUUACUGAAUAUCAGUUACUGUCCGCCUACCGAAGAAACCGAAAGUGGAAAGAGUUUGGUUGUGGUAGUGUACAACCCACUUGGAUGGAACCGCACCGACAUUAUUAGAGUACCAGUAAAUGAUGCCAAUCUUGCUGUCUCUGAUUCCUCUGGCAAAACCAUUGAGUCGCAGUAUGUGAACAUGGACAAUGUUACGAGCAACUUAAGAAACUUCUAUUUGAAAGCCUAUGUAGGAUCUUCGUCCAAACAAGUUCCGAAAUACUGGCUUGUCUUUCAAGUCUCCGUGCCACCACUCGGAUGGAGUACAUACUUCAUUGCCAAUGCGCCUGCAAUAGGGAAGAGGAGAAAUGGACCUUCUGUCGGAGAAAGUCCACAGAAUGACACCAUUGAAAUUGGACCUGGAAAUUUGAAAAUGUACUUUUCUUCUACCACUGGCCAACUCAAACGAAUGUAUAACUCCAAAACCGGGGUUGAUAUACCAAUCCAGCAAAGCUAUCUUUGGUAUGGUUCAAGCUCUGAUUUCUCGCAACCAUCCGGUGCAUACAUUUUCCGGCCUGAUGGGUCGCCCCCCACUAUUUCUGCAAGAACUGUGCCGCUAAAGAUCUAUCGUGGAUCAGUAGUUGAUGAAAUCCACCAACAGUUUAAUUCAUGGAUCUACCAGGUAACAAGGCUUUACAAAGACAAAGAACAUGCUGAAAUUGAAUACACAAUCGGACCAAUUCCCUUAGAAGACAGUCUUGGGAAAGAGGUUAUCACAAGAUUGACAGCAAAUAUGGUCACAAACAAGGAAUUCCAUACCGAUUCUAAUGGAAGAGACUUUCUAAAACGGAUACGAGACCAUAGAGCUGAUUGGAACCUUACAGUUACAGAACCUCAAGCAGGAAACUACUAUCCGAUUAACCUUGGAAUGUAUGUAACGGAUGAAAAAUCUGAAUUGUCGGUCUUGGUUGAUCGUGCCACCGGAGGAUCCAGUCUUCAAGAUGGUCAAGUAGAAGUGAUGCUUCACAGGCGUACACUCUUUGAUGACGGCAGAGGAGUUGGUGAAGCUCUUGAUGAAAGUGUUUGCAUUGGAGAUAAAUGUGAAGGACUAACUGUUCGAGGGAACUAUUAUUUGAGCAUCAACCCGAAAGGAUCUGGAUCAUUCUGGCGACGAACAACUGGCCAAGAAGUUUAUUCACCGCUUCUUGUAGCUUUCACGCACGAGACAGAAGAGAAGUGGAAAUCAUCAUAUUCGACUAGAGGAACGACUAUGGAUCCCGACUAUAGCUUGCCUCCGAAUGUUGCUUUGAUUACUCUUCAGGAGCUUGAUGAUGGAAGUGUUCUUCUUCGUCUUGCGCAUUUAUACGAGGGGGGAGAAGAUGUGAAUCAUUCCACACUUGCUAAAGUUGAACUCAAGAAGAUGUUUUCUGGAAAAAAAAUUAAGGAGGUAAAAGAAAUGAGUUUAUCAGCAAACCAGUUGAAGUCAGAGAUCAAGAAAAUGAAAUGGAAAGUUGAAGGAGACAAUGAAAAUCAACCAUCAGCUGCAGUUAGAGGCAGUCCUGUUGAUACUUCAACUCUUGCUGUUGAGCUUGGUCCAAUGGAAAUCCGUACAUUUUUGCUUAAAUUUUGAAAUUAUUGUUCUUCAUUAUUUCUUUCAUUUGGAAUAAUGAAGUUUGUAAUAAAAUUCUUAAGAGUCAUGUUAAGCAUUAAACUUGUAUUAAGUUCUUCAAAUCUCACUUUAUAGGAAUAAAUGUAAAUUAUUCAUUGAGCAAUAAAGCGAAUAUUUGAAAUUUAAAA
Molecule: messenger RNA, 3483 nt
Organism: Mercurialis annua (annual mercury)
Lineage: Eukaryota; Viridiplantae; Streptophyta; Magnoliopsida; Malpighiales; Euphorbiaceae
Product: alpha-mannosidase
Exons: 29
Coding region: 284-3316 (1010 amino acids)
Biological process (GO): mannose metabolic process
Molecular function (GO): alpha-mannosidase activity; carbohydrate binding
Source: RefSeq, a predicted model, not a curated record